Messenger RNA from Cuscuta campestris, 3226 nucleotides. The record is from the annotation of a GenBank genome assembly. Lineage: Eukaryota; Viridiplantae; Streptophyta; Magnoliopsida; Solanales; Convolvulaceae.
GAAACGGAAACCCGCGAGGAAUAGUUUUUGAAAGGAUAUCUCACCAGAGGGCUCACGUUAGUGAGAGGCUAGGGAAGAAUCCGAACAAGGCACCCUAGGGAUGGGUACGACCCCAGACCAGCCAAGUGGCAUCCUCUAACCGUGAAUGCGAUCAUUGGUGGUCUUGGACGAGGAGGAAGUUCAAAGCCAUGCCAGGGUCCCGGUACCACAGCGUCUGGGGCCACAAGUGCCGGAAGUUGGCAAGUUCCAGGAUUUGAGAGAACAGAUCCAAGAGAUGCAAAGGAAGAUAAACAAGGGACGAGUGUUCACUACCCGGACGAAUACACUACUCGCCCCGGAGAUCUUUGCAGAACCAUAUCCUCAGGGAUUCAAAAUGUCGUUUGUCAAGCGUUAUGAUGGGGAGUCAGAUCCCCAAGAACACAUAAAUAGCUAUGUCCAGGUGAUGAUCGCUGUUGAUGCCAGCGACGCGUUGAUGUACCGAUGUUUCUUGCAGACGGUGGAUAGCAAGGUUGCUGAUUGGGUGAAUCACGUUCCAGCCGGAUCGAUCCGAACUUGGGAUGAAACUUCCUCGUCCGAUGGUCUCCUUCAUACCGAUCUCACAACCCAUCCCCCGGAUACCUUUGAGGAAGCAAUGGUACGGGCAGGAAGGUAUGUGACCCUGAAGGAGAGGAAGGAGGAGAAGAAAGAGAAGAUUCCCAAGGAAGAAGAGAAGGCGGGAAACAAGAAGCCUUUCAAGAACAAGAAGCAGGGCUUCCCAGAUGGCCCGAAAGGCACGAGCCCCGGGACCUCGGAGAAGCACAAAUCUGCUAAUCCAGUGUUUACAUUACCGGUGGCUGAGGUGGGGGAGGUAACCGCACAGUUCUUAAGAGCCGAAGAAAGACGGCCCAGGGUUGAAGUUGCAGGCGACAUAGAGGAAGUAGAACUAGAGCCAGGCAUGCCGGGAAGGUUGGUUAGAAUUGGAAGAGGCCUGGGGGCUGAACUCAGGUCACGAGUAAUUUCUGUUCUCAGGAGAUUCAGAAAGGUCUUUGCAUGGAGUCCAGCUGAUAUGCCGGGGCUGGAUCACAAGAUUGCAGUUCAUCGUCUCAAUGUUUUGCAGGAUGCUAAACCGGUGAAGCAGAAGCGGAUGCAUCUGUUGCAAGAAAGGAGAGACUUCGUGAAGAAGGAGCUGACAACCUUGCAGAAGAAGGCGCACCCGUUCUUUACUGUACUCAAGAAGAGGACGACCUUUGAGUGGACACAAGAAUGUCAAUUGGCAUUCGAAGAAUUGAAGAGGUAUCUGGCGAGUCCUCUAGUUUUAUCCAAGCCGGAACCCGGGGAUGUCCUGACGUUAUACUUAGCAAUUGCAGACUAUGCCAUCAGUACAGUGAUUGUAAGAGAACAGAACGGGGCCCAGCAUCCGGUCUACUAUGUCAGUAAGACCUUGAGAGAUGCGGAGCUGAGGUAUUCCCGCCCAGAAAAGGCCAUGUUAGCGGUCUUUUGGACGACGAAGAGAUUAACCCCGUACUUUCAAGCUCACCGGAUCGUGGUACUCACCAAUGAGUCCUUGGCGUCACUUACUCGAAGCCCAGCGGCAUCCGCCAUAAUGACCAAGUGGGCGGUGUUCAUCAGUCAGUACAAUCUGGAGUUCAGGCCGCGUCCAUCGAUCAAAGGGCAGGCACUCGCCGACUUUCAGGUUGAGUGUACGGUCAGGGAGAUGACAAGAGCCCGGGUUGAAACCCGGGUAGAAGAUGACUGGUUGGUGAUGAGCAUUGACGGAUCUUCCGGGUCCCGAUCCUGUGGAGCAGGUAUUGUCUUGAUCACUCCGGAAAGUUUCCGGAUAUAUUAUGCUAUCAGAUUUCAGUUCCGCGUGUCCAACAAUGAAGCCGAAUAUGAGGCCCUAAUUAAUGGAGUGAAGAUUCUCGGCAAGCUGGGGGUGUCCAGGGUCCAGGUAUACAGCGACUCCCGCUUGGUUGUGGGACAAAUUAGUGGGGAGUUCGAAGCAAAGGAGGAGAGGAUGAAGAAAUAUCGAAACUUGUCCUUGGAAAUCGCUGAAUCGCCGGAGUAUAUAAGCAAGUUAGCAACUGUGGAGGAGUUGGCAACCCCCAGUCUCAAUAGGGAUGAAGUGCUUUGGGUAUCAGCCGACCCCCCGGAAUGGUUAGAUAGGCUGGCUAGAUACAUUGAGGACGGGGUAGCCCCGGAAGAUCCCCAAGAAGCCUGGUUGCUGCGAAUGAGAGCACCCACCUACAAAGUGCAGGAGGGAGUACUUUAUAAGCGAUCCUACAACGGUGUUUUACUCCGCUGUCUUAGGGCGGCAGAAGCAAAAGCAAUUAUGGAAGAGAUACAUGAAGGAGUAUGUGCGGCACAUCAAGGCCCAUACUCUAUCUCCAGAAGGGCAAUAAUCCAAGGAUAUUUCUGGCCAACAAUGAGGAAAGAUUGUGGGGGAUUGAUAUCGUGGGUGCCCUGCCGAAAAGGAAUUGGACAGGCAAGAUGGAUAGUGGUGGCCAUAGAUUAUUUUACCAAAUGGGUAGAGGCUGAGCCGCUUGCUGGGAUCACAGGGAAGCAGAUGAUCGAUUUCGUGGGAACCAAUAUACUUUGUAGGUUUGGGGUCCCGAAGCAGAUCAUAUCCGACAACGGAACUCAGUUUGAAGAAGCGGAAUUCCAAGACUUCCUCAAAACCUGGGGAAUUCAACAUACGAAGGUAUCCGUAGCCUAUCCCCUGGCUAAUGGUCAGGUGGAGAACGUCAACAGGACGAUCAUAAGUGGGAUAAAAAAGAAGUUGAUGUCGGAAGGAAGCAACUGGGUGGAUGAACUACCCAGAGUCCUAUGGACAUACAGGACCACUCCAAGAAGGGCCACGGGUGAUACUCCUUUUGGCUUGGCCUAUGGGUCUAAAGCCCGGGCACCAGCUGAAACAGUAAUCCCAACCAGGAGGGAAAUGACAUAUGACCCGGAAGUGAACGAAUAGAAUCAGGCCGUUAAGCUUAAUUUCUUAGAGGAAAGAAGAGAUGAAGCGCGAAUCCGGGCAUAAAAUCACCGUCGCCAGGUGAAAUCUUACUUUGAUAGUAGGGUGAAACCGAGGGCGUUCCAGGUGGGGGAUUACAUCCUAAGAAAACGACAAAAGAGUCAACCAACUAAGGGCGGAAAGUUGGCCAAAAAGUAUGAAGGACCUUAUAUCAUCAAGGCCGUUGUUCGCCCAGGUACCUACUAGUUGAUGACUCCAAAGGGAAAAGAAAUAGAUAUGACAUGG